Baudoinia panamericana UAMH 10762 is the source of this 3114-nucleotide messenger RNA. RefSeq names its product glycoside hydrolase family 2 protein. The coding region runs from base 1 to 3114 and encodes 1037 amino acids. Gene Ontology annotation, cellular component: beta-galactosidase complex. Gene Ontology annotation, biological process: lactose catabolic process. Lineage: Eukaryota; Fungi; Ascomycota; Dothideomycetes; Mycosphaerellales; Teratosphaeriaceae. The record is from RefSeq and is a predicted model, not a curated record. The transcript is spliced from 2 exons. Gene Ontology annotation, molecular function: beta-galactosidase activity; carbohydrate binding.
AUGGAGAAACAACGUGGAAGCCUCCCGGAUUGGGCAAACCUCUCUGUGAUCCACCGCAACACAAUGCCUCCCCGAUCGAACUUCGUGAUCUGUCAGACUGAAGAAGAUGCACUUUCUCGAGAGGUCUCCAAGGCUUCGGCCCAUUGCUUGUCUGGAAAGUGGCGAUUUCAUCUUUCCAAUACUCCGCUUGAAGCACCGACAGGUUUCGAAGACGUCAACUUCGACACCUCGAGAUGGAGCCAGAUCACCGUACCAGGCAUGUGGCAGUUACAAGGCUUUGGCAAGGGACCGCACUACACUAAUGUGCAAUAUCCAUUCCCAGUCGACCCACCGUAUCCGCCAUUCACGAACAACGAGUGCGGCUCGUACGUAACUCACUUUGACGUCCCAGGACAGCUCCAAGACCAGCAGCUGCGGUUACGCUUUGGGGGUGUUGACUCUGCGUUCCAUGUAUGGGUUAAUGGGCGAGAGGUCGGCUAUAGCCAAGGUUCUCGCAAUCCAUCCGAGUUCGAUAUUACAGACUUCGUGGAGAAGAAAGGGUGCAAUGUGUUGGCUGUGCGCGUCUAUCAGUUCUGUGAUGGAUCGUACAUCGAAGAUCAAGAUCAAUGGUGGCUGAGUGGUAUAUUCCGGGAAGUCUUCCUCCUUGCAUUUCCAAAGACGGCGCGGAUCGAAGAUUUUGCAGUCCAGACCGUGUUCGACGAGCACUACAAGGGCGCCACGUUGAAAACACAAGUCACACUCUCGGCAUCCGCCGAAGUAACCUUGCGUUUGCUGGACGCGGACCACAAGGAAGUUGCAAAGGCUGUGGAGAGUGUGCGUGACCAUAAGAAUGUUGUCCACUUCUCCAUAUCGAUAGCGGAGCCGAGGAAGUGGACAGCAGAAACCCCGUAUCUUUACCACUUGGUUUUGUCCAUUGGAGAUGACCAGUUCGUCACACGCCGCAUUGGCUUCCGACAAGUAGAGAUCAAGGAUGGGCUGUUGAAGGUAAACGGCCAGCGCAUCCUUCUCAAGGGAGCUAACAGACACGAACACCAUCCGCAAUACGGCCGGACUAUACCAUAUGAAUUUAUGCGACAGGAUUUACUGCUCAUGAAGCAGCACAACAUUAAUGCCAUACGGACAUGUCAUCAGCCGAAUGACUCACGAAUGUAUGAUCUGGCAGAUGAGCUGGGUUUCUGGGUGAUGGACGAGGCGGACCUGGAGUGCCAUGGCUUUGAGCUAAUGGAAGAAAUGAACCUUUCCGACGAGCUGAAGCGACUGCCGUAUCCGCUUCGCCACCGAUAUACAAUGGCACUGGCUGCGAGGUGGACCAGCGAUAAUCCAGACUGGAAAGAAGCCUACGUCGAUCGAGCUCGGCAGCUUGUGCAAAGAGACAAAGUCCAUCCUUGCGUGAUUAUGUGGAGCUUAGGAAAUGAGGCCUUUUAUGGACAGAAUCACACGGCGAUGUAUGACUACAUCAAGAGCGUUGACGUUACAAGACCGGUACAUUACGAGCAAGACUUUGACGCAGAGUACAUGGACAUUUACUCGCGAAUGUACCCUUCUGUGGAUGCGAUUGUGCAUUUGGCGGAGAACGAUUGCAAGAUUCACAAAAAGCCUUUGGUCCUCUGCGAGUUCAUCCACGCAAUGGGCACUGGACCGGGCGCCAUCCAAGAGUACGUCGACUGCUUCUACCAGUACCCCCAAUUGCAAGGCGGCUUUGUCUGGGAAUGGGCAAAUCAUGGUAUCCUUACCAAGACAGCGGACGGACUGCCGUACUAUGCGUUUGGCGGAGACUUUGGUGAUGUGCCUAAUGACGGCAACUUUGUUAUGGACGGAGUGCUAAAAUCCGAUCAUACACCAAGGAGUGCUCUAAUCGAGUACAUGAAGUCGCUAGAGCCAGUGCAUAUCAUUGCUGCGGAUAAGGCGAAGGCAACAAUCAGAAACGCCUUGGACUUUGCGACGCUCGACCACCUGAAGUGCGUGUGGUCCGUAGUGAACGAGAACGGAGUUCAGCGACAUACCGAUACCGGGGAGAUUGCCAUGCCGGAGAACACGAGGCCGGGCGGUACUGCAGAGUUGUCUCUUCCCAGGCUCGAGGACAACCUGUCUGGCGAAGCCUUUCUGACGAUGAGCUUUCAGCUAAAGUCCGAUACUCAGUGGGCAAAGGCCGGGUAUGAGCUAGCAUGGGCACAAGUGCCACUGACCACGCGAUCCGCUAUCUCCAAGCCUAAGCUAGCGACUUUUCCGACGUUAAAGGUGCAGGCGACUGAUACAAGGCUGGAAGUUGCCUGCGGCUCAAACGUAUGGGAGAUUGACGUACCGCUUGGUGCGCUUGUGUCUUGGAAGAAGGCGGGCAAGGAAUUGCUCGCCCAGCCGCUGCUCCCAAGCUUUUACCGUGCUCCUACUGAUAACGACGCGCCUGCGCACGUGACGGACUGGAAGUACAGGUUUCUGCAUCUCGCAUACGUACAAACGCGGAGAGUCGAGAGGCGCAAGGGAAGCGAUGAAAUCGUUGUAGAUAUCGAACAGCGGUUCGCACCGCCAGUGCUGUCAUGGUCGUUGGAUUUGCAGACACAGUAUGCCUUUCAACGCGACGGCUCGGUGAAGAUAGCAAUCAAGGGCAAACCGAAUGGCAUGAGCUUGCCUAAGACUCUACCACGCGUCGGCAUAACCAUGGGUCUAGCGAGCACGUUUCAGCAGGUCGAGUGGUUUGGUCGGGGGCCCGGAGAAAGCUACAAGGACAUGAAGAUCUCACAAAAGGUCGGCGUGCACUCCGUAAAAAGCGUUGACCAACUCUGGACAGGACCAGAGUUCCCGCAGGAAUGCUCCAAUCGGACAGAUACGCGGUGGGUAAAGUUCUCGGAUGGCACGACAGAGAUGACGGCGCAAAUGUUUGACAUCGCAGAUGCGCAAAAAAGGAGUCUUUUCGACUUCAUGGCGAGCCAUUACGACGUGAAGGAUAUUGAUGAAGCGAGGCAUCCGUAUGAGCUGGAGAAGAAGAAGCAGGACAUUGUGUUACUGAGGCUAGACGCUGAUCAUCACGGCCUUGGUACUGGAUCUUGUGGGCCACCAACAUUGCCCAAAUAUGCUUUGAACACGGCGCCGUUCGAGUUCGGCGUCUUGCUGCAGUAA